This is a messenger RNA of Closterium sp. Yama58-4, 1221 nucleotides long. Lineage: Eukaryota; Viridiplantae; Streptophyta; Zygnematophyceae; Desmidiales; Closteriaceae. The record is from the annotation of a GenBank genome assembly.
AUGGUCGAGUUUGCCGCUGGAUACGACAAGGUCGACGACAUCACAGGAGGCUCGCUUCUUCUGCCCCUCAACGAUGGCUGGACGAAUGCACUCGCGGGUUACAAGAUCAACAACCCAUUUGCGACAACCUCGUCGGACCCGGUGCUCGAGGCGCUCAGCACGGUGGUGUCCUCGUCGGGAUCCGUGUCGGCCCUCAACGGCAUGUCCGCCAACGCCAAGAACGCCCUGUCGCGCCUCGCCAAGUUCAUGUCGAUCACCCAAUACGUCGGUCCCAACGACAUGCAAGGCGGCAACUACAAGAACGGGCGGUUCAGCCUAACCACGGCGCUCAACCAGCCAAUCUAUCUCUACGGCAACGUCACUGGCGCCCUCACAACGGGCAGCGGCGUGGAUCACAUCUUCACCGGGACUGAUCGUGGCGCGGUCGAUCCCACGACUUACAUGAAGAACGGACUCAUCGCGGGGAGUGGCGCUGGCGGGCCGAAGGCAGUGUCGCGCGUGGCUUCCGCGUUUGCUCUGAGUAGCUCGACCAGCGUGUUGGGCAAGAUUACGUCGUCGUCUGAUAUGUCCGCGAUUGUCGUGUCUGACGCCGUGUUCCCCGCGACCAUGGGCUCGCUUACCAGCUCCGACCCCGUGCAACCGUAUGGCAAAGCUCACGGCUCCCGCCCUCCUAGCCCGUCGCCACCGUCGCGCCCUCCUCCCGCCCGUUUUCACCGUCGCAUCCGCCCUCCCCGCCCCUUUCCCCGCCGUCACGACCUCCUCCCCGCCCUUUCCCCGCCGUUGCGACCUCCUCCCCGCCCUUUCCCCGCCGUCGCGACCUCCUCCCCGCCCUUUCCUCGCCGUCGCGACAUCCUCCCCGCCCUUUCCCCGCCGUCCAACCUCCUCCCCGCCCUUUCCCCGCCGUCGCGACCUCAUCCCCGCCCUUUCCCCGCCGUCGCGACCUCCUCCCCGCCCUUUCCCCGCCGACGCGACCUCCUCCCCGCCCUUUCCCCGCCGUCGCGACCUCCUCCCCGCCCUUUCCCCGCCGUCGCGACCUCCUCCCCGCCCUUUCCCCGCCGUCGCGACCUCCUCCCCGCCCUUUCCCCGCCGUCGCGACCUCCUCCCCGCCCUUUCCCCGCCGUCGCGACCUCCUCCCCGCCCAUUUCCCACCGUCGCGACCUCCUCCCCAACCAUUUCCAGCUACCACCGCCGGGUGCGGAGGACGCUCCCCGGCUCUACUGA